Molecule: messenger RNA, 1252 nt
Organism: Heterocephalus glaber (naked mole-rat)
Lineage: Eukaryota; Metazoa; Chordata; Mammalia; Rodentia; Bathyergidae
Source: RefSeq, a predicted model, not a curated record
GUCAGAAUCAGCCAUGAUGUUUCCAACCUAGGCCUGGGUAUGGGGUGGGCUGGGAGGGAGCAGGGACAGCUGUUCUUGAAGGUGACCCGCCCUUCCCCCUUCCCCUUUUGAAGCGCGAGCCCCUCCCUCUCCCCACCCAGGCAGCGCCUGGGUCCGUUAGGGCGGAACCAUGGAGGAAGAACCUUUCAAAGUAAGGACCGGUCUGGCCCUUCGCUUGUCAGCCUCCGACUUCUUUUCCUUCCCAUCCAAGCCCGUGCGGUAGCUCUCUUUCAGCCCUGGCUCCCGCAGCCCCCACUCAUCGUCUCCAGCCUCCCCUCGCCCUGGUUCAGUACCCCCGCUCCAGAACCCCGCGACCCUGGCUUCCCUCCUUGUAUGUGGCCCACAGGCGUCUUCAGACCACCGAAGCUCGGGCCAGGCGAGCGGGCACAACGGCCUUCCGAAUGGGUGGACCCAGGCCACACCACCGCAGCCACGCCUGAGCAUGCAGCUGUCCGAGGUCCACGGGAACUGGGGCCAGGAGGGCUACGGCACAGUCUACGAGACCUAUGGGCGGAACAGCCAGCGGGACCUCCGGGAGGAUGGUGACAAGUCCAUUUCUCUGAGGGACAAGGACGGCUCUAAGCCAGAGGACCUGGACAAGCACACUCUGCUGGAGCUGGAACCGCCCUGCAGCAGUUCCCUGGGUAUCCAAUUAGGGGAAGUCGCCAGCGAAUCCGAGAUCAGGAACGAAGAGCAUUUCUCAGAGUCAUUGUCUAGUGCCUGGGAGCAUGCAGGCUUUCCACUCUAUUUGGCAGAGCAGCAGAAAAAGCUGCCGCUGCCCCUGAGGGAACUCAUGGAGACUGAAGCUCUGGAAAUCCUCACCAAAGCCCUCAAGAGUGAGCCCCCUCCCCCCAGCUUCUACAAAAGAUCCCGGUGUAUUUCACAGAGAGUGGGCCUGCAGGAAUGGAGUUUCAGAAUGUGCAGUACCCACUGUGGGGGAAGCCUUGCCGGUGCUCACUGGCCCAACUCAGCUCUGCUCUCCUCCCAGGCUACCGGUCCAAGAUCGGCGAGAACCACUUUCUGACCAAAGAGCUGCAGCGAAGCGUCGAGGAGCUCCAGAGGCGCAGGAGGCUGCUCUGGACGUCUCAGUGAACCUCUGGGUCUAGCAGCGGUCGGACUCCGGCCCCUUGCUCCGUCCCGUCUCCAGACCCAAGCCCGACCCGCUUGGAGUCUGAGCCCUAGAGAAAUUAAAGAGUCUGUGCAUAAUCCGUGA